AUGACAUCCUCCGCGGCAGCAGGAUCGGAGGAUCUUGUGUCUCUGGGUAGAGAGGCGAUCAUGCCCACUGACACGCUGAGCAACGAUGAUCUGACGCGGUUAUAUACGUGGGUGGACGAAAUCAAGCUGUCGAGGCCGAAGCGUAACAUCACGAGAGACUUCAGCGAUGGCGUCCUUGUCGCAGAGGUCGUGGCGUUUUACUUCCCGAAGCUGGUCGACCUCCACAACUACGCUGCUGCAAAUGCGGUGGGCCAGAAAACUUACAACUGGAACACACUGAACGACAAGGUUUUGAAAAAGAUGCAGUACCAAAUUCCAAAGGCAGACGUGGACGCGGUGGUGCAGUGCAAGCCGGGGGCGAUCGAGAAGGUUUUGUACACGUUGCAGCUGAAAAUGGCUCAGUAUCGAGAGCGAUCUAAAGCUGGCUGGGGGGCUUCUUCUUCUUCCCGAGCAGAGCAGGGUGCGAAAACCUCCGGCGGAAGCGGUGGUGUGGGGGUGGAAGUCGCCAUGUCCCCCGAGGACAAGCAGGCGCUGGCGGACAGAGAGGAGGAGACUCAGGAACUCCGGGAGACGAACGAACUACUCCGACUCAAGAUCACCAAGCUCGAGCAGCUGCUGCGCCUCAAGGAUGCAAAGAUCCAGAGACUGACGGAAGCCUCAGAGGUUGGGGGCAUGCUGCCAUAGCCUUGGUUGCUCUGGCUUGCGCGUGUGUGCGUGGCGCUCGAGUCGGGACGGGGGAUAGUGCACGAACGUGUUUCUUCAUUGUUAGCAUACCCACGUCAUGUUGCCUUCCGCACUUCUACUGUAACAUCAGCUUAUCGGAGUGAGUUGUAAUCCUGUCUCCCGGUUCAACUUGUGGGUAUGUGGACAUAACGACAUCGUGUCAUGGGUCGUUUCGCCGUGAUGCAGGGCCAGUACCUGUGAUUAUUGCGUAUUCGCUCAUUCCUUGUGCUUGAGGCAACGGGCGUACCACACGAGUCAAGGAGGUGACAAAUCGCUCGGGCCUAACGUUGACUGCCAGGCCCUCACUGGAGGAGGGGGUUAGACUUGCCGUCAAAGAACGCCAUACGUAGCGUGUGCUGAGCUCUACGGGGCCCUUGGACUAUGGCUGCUUCGUCCUGCAGCAUGUAAAUGGAGUAUCAAAACGUGCGGAAGACUUGAGACGAGCACAAGGUCGGUCGCCAAUACCACCGGCGUUUGCCGUACAGAAGUAGGUAUUCAUGUGCAUACGGACGUGCGAGCUCAAUGCCAUACUUCCCCAUACAACCCAGCUGUGUAACGUGUAUUUGGGAGCACGACGUCGUACUUGAAUGCGGUAAACACGGCAACCAACUACGCAAUACUGUUGUCCAUAGAUGUGAGGGUGGUGGCAAUAUUCUACGUGCGCCCGAGGUACAUGCGUUCUACAUUUCGAUAGCCUUUAACUGGGCCAGCUGACAUCUUUAAUGAGGGACUGCUUCCGGCCUCCGCAAGGAGAAAUGCGUCAAUAAACGCCGGAAACCACGCUAGACAACGGAAAACCAAUAGCAACGCUAGGAGUGAGCACCUUGAGCGGUUGCAAACAUCGGGCCACCGCAGUUCUACAAGCAGGACGCCUACACGUCAUCCACCGCUGCGGCACGAACAGACAACGAAACAGGCGCAACCAACUCUUUUGCAACCAAAGGUACACGACAGGCAGUACUUAUCAUCUAAAUCCUUGUGAGGGGGGGAGGGGGAGCGUGUAGCCCAACAACAGCUACAUGCCGCCCCCGCCCUGCUGAGACUUCAUCAGUCGCCCCAACACGAACUCGCUCGUGUCGAAGUAUUUCAAGACUGUGGCGUUGAUGCAGCUCUGCUCCGAGCUGGAGAGCGACGAGGACGGCUUCUGUAUGCACUUCGUGAAGGCCAGGUCGGUAAGCCGGGAAACGAUGGCCUGCAUCUGGGCCUUCUGUUGCUCGACUUGCAUCGCCGCCUAUCACCCAUUCCCGGCGACGUUGCGCCGCCUCCUCCUCGGCUAGGUGGGCCGCUCGCGAAGUUGGUGGAUCCCUCGAAGGUCGAAGUGUCCGACGAGAACGUCGGCUCCGGCGUGGGCUCCGGCUCCGGCUCCUUCUUCCCUCUGAACCAGCUCAUGCUUUCGUGUGUGGUGGUGAAGGUCUAAGCAAGCGUCAGAAUGGGUCAAGUGUGUGC
Molecule: messenger RNA, 2169 nt
Organism: Ectocarpus sp. CCAP 1310/34
Lineage: Eukaryota; Phaeophyceae; Ectocarpales; Ectocarpaceae
Source: the annotation of a GenBank genome assembly